UUCCCCUGUCCCGCCCCGCCCCGGGUGCUUCCGGUUUCUCCGCGGAACUGCCUGGGGACUCGCUUGGGCUUUUCAUGGAAGAGAUGUCAGGAGACAGCGUGGUGAGCUCAGCAGUGCCGGCAGCUGCGACUCGCACCACCUCCUUCAAAGGGACCAGCCCGAGCUCCAAAUAUGUCAAACUGAAUAUUGGUGGCGCCCUCUACUACACCACAAUGCAGACCCUGACCAAGCAGGACACCAUGCUUAAGGCCAUGUUCAGCGGCCGCAUGGAGGUUCUCACCGACAGUGAAGGCUGGAUUCUGAUCGACCGCUGUGGCAAACACUUCGGGACCAUAUUAAAUUACCUGCGUGAUGGGGCCGUGCCUCUUCCUGAGAGCCGGAGAGAGAUUGAAGAGCUGCUGGCUGAGGCAAAGUAUUACCUGGUUCAGGGUCUGGUGGAUGAGUGCCAGGCAGCUCUACAGAACAAAGAUGCGUACGAGCCAUUCUGCAAAGUACCAGUCAUCACUUCUUCUAAGGAAGAGCAAAAACUUAUAGCAACAUCCAAUAAGCCAGCAGUAAAGUUGCUGUAUAACAGAAGUAAUAACAAAUAUUCCUACACCAGUAAUUCUGACGACAACAUGCUGAAGAACAUCGAGCUGUUUGAUAAGCUGUCGCUGCGGUUUAACGGGAGAGUCCUCUUUAUUAAGGAUGUGAUAGGAGACGAGAUUUGCUGCUGGUCUUUCUAUGGA
This is a messenger RNA of Terrapene triunguis (Three-toed box turtle), 728 nucleotides long. RefSeq names its product potassium channel tetramerization domain containing 10 (gene KCTD10). NCBI's taxonomy places the organism in Eukaryota, Metazoa, Chordata, Testudines, Emydidae. Gene Ontology annotation, molecular function: protein binding; ubiquitin-protein transferase activity. The annotation marks the transcript as partial. Gene Ontology annotation, cellular component: Cul3-RING ubiquitin ligase complex. The transcript has 6 exons. The record is from RefSeq and is a predicted model, not a curated record. Gene Ontology annotation, biological process: protein ubiquitination; proteasome-mediated ubiquitin-dependent protein catabolic process; protein homooligomerization.